This is a messenger RNA of Saccostrea echinata, 1023 nucleotides long. RefSeq names its product aminoacyl tRNA synthase complex-interacting multifunctional protein 2-like. The transcript is spliced from 4 exons. The coding region runs from base 41 to 958 and encodes 305 amino acids. The record is from RefSeq and is a predicted model, not a curated record. Lineage: Eukaryota; Metazoa; Mollusca; Bivalvia; Ostreida; Ostreidae. Gene Ontology annotation, cellular component: aminoacyl-tRNA synthetase multienzyme complex.
CAUAUUUGAGUGGUAAACAUUGUAUCUAUUUAUAAACGACAUGUAUACGGUUAAACCAUACUAUGAUGCCGAUGUAACCAUAUCGGUGCCAUCUAACAUGUACAGACUGCAGAAUGUACACCAAGCCGAGAAGGGUGUGUCAGUAAAGGAUUGCAGUACAGAUGACCUUGAUCCAGUGACAGCACUAGAGAGAAGACAGGAAGUCAUACUACAGAGGUUAGAAGGUCUGAAAAACGUUUUACAAGGAUUGAAAUCAAGGUAUAAAUCUCCAGAUACUCCCAGCGCCAGCGUAACAUCAAAGGCACCCAGUGCAAGCAAGAGGGCAGCAGGGAAACCGAUGGAUCUGGGUGAUGGAGUCCUUGAUUUGGUUGUGAAUGCUGACCCAGACCAGGUUCCAUUUUCUUUGUUUGUUAUGUUCAAACUCCUUCAAGAGAAGUUUCGAGUUCGAGGUGUUACACAUGUUCACUCAAGUGUAACAUCCAAAUGUGCCACAAAUCUGUUUCCCCCUAGUGAUGGAAGAUGUGACUACCAAAUUAUCCUUACACUGAUAUGGAAGAAAGUAUCUAAUGGUCCUGAAUUGAUGGUCAAUCCUUUAAGACAGUCUGUCAUACAAGGGGAAGUAAACAUUGUCCGCUACUUAAGACGCCUUCUGGACCCUUCCGCAGAAACAGAAGAUCCGGUUACCUUGGCAACUUGUGAUGAACUUUUGGAUUUAGUCCAGUCUCGAUUAAUUGAUGGAAACAACAAAGAGAGAGAUGCUGCCCUGAGAACACUCAAUGCCAGACUCGGAAGGAGCUCAUGGCUGGUUGGAGACUCACUGUCCUCUGCUGAUAUAGCAGCCUGGUCUGGCAUUAAUCAAAGUAAACUCUCCUCAGAUCUGCCUGUAAAUGUGAAGAAAUGGUUCAAAGCCUGUGAUAACAAUGCCAUGUUUCAGUCAGCCAGGCGAGUUCUACUGUAGGACAUCUAACUCCUAAUGAAUGUGUGUGAUAAAUUAUGAUUGUUUGAAAUAAAUGUUUAACUUAA